AUUGAUGGUGUGUCGUCAGGUGAAGAAAAAUAAAAUGGAUAAAAAACGUCGUAAUGCCAAAGUAUCUCAAAGACAUCAAGAUGUUAUGUGCGAUUUUAUCGCAAUGAAUAAAAAAAUGCAGGUUAAGGGUGAUACUUUAACCGAUUGGCAAGACUUGUCAGAUAUAAUAAAUGAAAUUCCUGGAGGAGCUAGGAAACCUGCUGAACAAUGGCGAAGGAGCUUUAUUGAAUGGAAAAGCAAAACAAAAAAGAAAGCAAGGGACAUUACUAUAUCACAGAAUAAAACUGGAGGAGGACCUGGUUAUGUAGAAUUAACCGAUAUAGAAAAAAAAACUGAUAUCAGUAUGUGGGAAGGUAUCAGUUUUAGGUGAUAGUGAUGUUCCUGAGGGUAGAUUAGAUAAUAAUCACAAUGAGGAGGUAGAUUUGUGGGAGAAAGUACCUAAUCUAACAGAAAGUAUUGAAAUAAAUGAUAAUUUAGAACCCAUAUAACAAGUGGAAACAAUCGUUAUAAUUAACGAAAAUAUAGAGGCAGAAACUCCUGCAAAUAUUAAUCAAAGAGUAA
This is a messenger RNA of Psylliodes chrysocephalus, 561 nucleotides long. Lineage: Eukaryota; Metazoa; Arthropoda; Insecta; Coleoptera; Chrysomelidae. The record is from the annotation of a GenBank genome assembly.